Microcebus murinus (gray mouse lemur) is the source of this 1994-nucleotide messenger RNA. RefSeq names its product charged multivesicular body protein 5 (gene CHMP5). Gene Ontology annotation, cellular component: multivesicular body. Gene Ontology annotation, biological process: late endosome to vacuole transport via multivesicular body sorting pathway; vesicle budding from membrane. Lineage: Eukaryota; Metazoa; Chordata; Mammalia; Primates; Cheirogaleidae. The record is from RefSeq and is a predicted model, not a curated record.
CUCCAGUCUCCCUCCGGAUGUCCCCAAUCCUCUUUCCCCGGAAGGCCGUGCUGAAAAGGAUCGGGAAGCACCAGCAGGCACAUUGCGCUUGCGCACGGGUGGGCCGGAAGUUGAGGCAGAAAUGACUCUACUUCCGUUUCUGGUUUUGCUCCAGUGUUUGGGUUUCUUCGCGGCCGCCCAAGAUGAAUCGUUUCUUCGGGAAAGCGAAACCCAAGGCUCCGCCGCCCAGCCUGACUGACUGCAUUGGCACGGUGGACAGCCGAGCAGAAUCCAUUGACAAAAAGAUUUCUCGAUUGGAUGCUGAGCUAGUGAAGUAUAAGGAUCAGAUCAAGAAGAUGAGAGAGGGUCCUGCAAAGAAUAUGGUCAAGCAGAAAGCCUUGCGGGUUUUAAAGCAAAAGCGGAUGUAUGAGCAGCAGCGGGACAAUCUCGCCCAGCAGUCUUUCAACAUGGAACAAGCCAAUUAUACCAUCCAGUCAUUGAAGGACACCAAGACCACGGUUGAUGCUAUGAAACUAGGAGUAAAAGAAAUGAAAAAGGCAUACAAGCAAGUGAAAAUCGACCAGAUAGAGGAUUUACAAGACCAGCUAGAGGAUAUGAUGGAAGAUGCAAAUGAAAUCCAAGAAGCACUGAGUCGCAGUUAUGGCACCCCAGAAUUAGAUGAAGAUGACCUAGAAGCAGAGUUGGAUGCAUUGGGUGAUGAGCUCCUGGCUGAUGAAGAUAGUUCCUACUUGGAUGAAGCAGCAUCUGCACCUGCAAUUCCAGAAGGUGUUCCCACUGACACAAAAAACAAGGAUGGAGUUCUGGUGGAUGAAUUUGGAUUGCCACAGAUCCCUGCUUCAUAGACUUGCAUCAUUCAAGUACAUCGUGUAAAACAAACAUACUUGAUGGGACUGGGAAAUAUUUUAUCUUUCCAAAUUUGCCAUAACAGAUUUAGGUUUCUUUCUUUUCUUUGAAGGAAAGGUUAAUUACAUUGCUCUCCCCCCCCCCCAUUAGGAGACUCAUCACUUGGGAGAUGCUUUCUUUGUACUAAACUUUGAUUCCUUUUUUUCUUACAAAAGAUUAAUUACUUAAAAGUAUCUUGGGCUUUGUAUGACUUAUUUUCAUUCAUUAAUAAUCACUUGAAAUAAAACCAAGGAAAUGGGAAUCUUUAAAAUCUAUGAUAGUGUAAUGCUACAGUAUCAAAAUGACCUGAUAAAUUCAUAGGAGGAAAACGAAAUUAUUGGGCUGUUCAUACUCUGAUUCAAAACCAUUUUCUAUUGUGGUAUUAUAGGUCGGUUAAAGUGGUAGCCUUUUUCUGAUGAGUUUUGUUGUGUCUUGUGAGUAAAUCAUUACUGUGUCCAAAUUGGAAUGGAAUUAUCACUGCUGUAUCAUGAGUAGAUAUUUUGAUUCUAUGGUUCCCUCAGUAUUACAGCCUGACUUGUAAUCAAUAAUGAAUAUUUCUUGAUAUUUAAUGUAUAGGACAUUUAUUUAUACUCAAUAAAUAUUUUUCAAAAGGAUAUCAUUUCAAUAAUAAUCACUCCAGUGUAAGACUUCUACUACAGAAACCAAAUUAACCAGUAGCCUAGAGAAAAGAGCAGGAACAAUCUAAUCUGGGCUUGGGCCCUGGAUCUACCAUCUAAACACUGACUGGUCUGCUCAACUUCUCUAAACUUCUGUUUCCUUAUUAGUAAAAUUGUGCUUAACUCACAAAGCUAUUUGUGAGGAAUAAUUGAGGUAAUGGUCAUAAGUACUUUGUUAACUGCAAUGUGCUGUUCCCAUUAAGGGUUAUAAAUAAUAAAAAAGCAGGGCUUCAUUCUUUUCUUGGUAGCUGCCUGGAAUGCUACAGCAAGUUCAAACUCCUGCCUGAUUUCAGGGUGUUUAAUGAUCCUGUCCUCCUAUCUUCAACCUCUUGCCAACAGUGUUUCCCCUCCGGCCUGGCUGGGUGCCUCACAGUGUGGUGUGCACCAGACUUUCAUUUGUCUGCAGAUCCCACCAAUAAACAUUUAUGAACACCA